This is a messenger RNA of Phialemonium atrogriseum, 1110 nucleotides long. RefSeq lists its product as uncharacterized. The record is from RefSeq and is a predicted model, not a curated record. Lineage: Eukaryota; Fungi; Ascomycota; Sordariomycetes; Cephalothecales; Cephalothecaceae. The coding region runs from base 242 to 1030 and encodes 262 amino acids. The transcript has 2 exons.
GCCUGCGUCUACAUGGGCUUGAAAGGUGGCUGGCUGAUUUUGCUGGCUUACAAAGCACCCAAAAAUUUUGGGGGUCAAACCGAUUCCCACAUCUGUUGGGGUUUAUUCCUUGCUGGGCAGAGCUCCCAGCCCUCUCCUCUUCUCCUCCUUCGGCAGUCAACUUGCAUUGUCUUUCACCAGUCCUUAGGCAUUCAUUUUUGGCGGGGAGCCUAUCAUUCAUCGCUGAUACCACGGAUCGAUCAUGCACCUUGUACAGCUGGGAGAGUUUCCCUUGGCGGUCAAUGCGGUUCUCCUUGGUCGACUCGUCGCUCCUAAAGAUCUGGAUCGUCCUGUGAGGGGUUAUGACCCGACAUACACUACUACUCCCGUCACUAGUGUGAACCAGUUGCAAGCUGCCUCUGUGAUUGAGCACGCAUCCGACAAGCGUGGCCUCGCGGCAAAUCUCACGCCGCUAUUCAAGUCAUCAGCCUCAUCUGAGACAUUUGGUGCAACACGAUUCACGACGGAAAAGUCCACUAGCUACACGCUGUUAAACAGUGCAGAGCUGUUCAACGAAGCCAUGGGCCAAGACGCGACGCGGCGAUGGGUAGAGCGAUGUCUCGAACAAAGCAAGGUCAAUCACCUCUUCAUGGUCGUCGGCCUGCAAACCGUUACAAAUGCGGACCAAACGACUGCAAGAGUCAGCACUAGACAAGGACAGGGUGCGAUACAGUCACCGACCAGCCUCAUCCCUGGAACGAACCCAUCUGUCGAUUUAUCAACCAUAUCAGGCAUUGCUAUCCGCGGCGAAGUCUUGGCCGCUCGGGUAGUCAAUCAACAGCAUAGCGGUGAGUACAUUAGCGGAAUCGAGUACCAGAAAAUCCGAGGUGGAUUCUUCAACUUUUCCAAGGCAGCGAAGCUGGAUGGGCUGAUCUUGCGAGACAACACGAAAUGGAGGUAUGGGGCGGUUCACAGGGGUGGAUCUGGAGGAGAUGACUUGGAUGAGGAAGACGGGAUUUGCGUCGAACUUGCUGGUUUUGAAAGUGACUAGCCAAAGUAUCCUUGUAUACAAAGGAGAGCGCUACAUUAUGCUGGGCACUGUGAGGAGGAGGAGGGGAUCUUUUGUACCUA